GAAGGACCUGGGCUUGGGCUUUCACUGCCAAUCCUCUCUAAGGCGGCAGGCCAUGGGCUUAACAGCUUCCCAUCUUCAAGCGGCCGAGCAUUCAACGAGUUCGAGUAGGCAGCCGGUUGGGAGAUCGUCUCUGAGUUUUCUAGUUCUACCUGGAAGGAGGAACUCACUGUAAUGCCAUAGUGAUGGCGAGGAAUUGGAGAAUCGCUAGAGAUGGAAGAACGCUGCUCUUUCUUGUGCUGCUGUGGCCGUUGAGUUGUCUUGCUUACAGGCCAGGUGACCUCGUUCCCAUGAGCAGGAUGGGUCAAUAUCACUCUAUGAGAACUGUGUGGCAUGACAUGAUAGGUCGCCAUUGCCCCAUCUUCGCCGUAAACCGUGAGGUUUUGAUUCCUAUACCAAUGCCAACUGGUUAUACUGGCGCCGAUCCCUAUAAAAUAUCAUUUCAAGUGGGAAGAGAAAAAUUUCUCAUACCAUGGCUUCUUGUGAUAAAUCGGAAGAGUCCUGAGGUUCCAAUGAUUGAUGUGCAUUUGAGGUAUUCGGGAAGCGAUUUACAUGGUGUCACUGCAAAAGUUGUAGAUAUGCCUCACCACUAUAUAGAAAUUCAUCCGGACAUUCGUAAACAAUUUUGGGAUCCGCAACAUUGGCCUAAGCAUGUGCUUGUCAGAUACUCAUGGGAAGAGCAAUCAGAGAUAGAUGUAACUUCUGGAUUCUAUGUUCUGUUUGGAUCAGGGCUGAUGCUAUCUUUUAUUCUCUCAGUCUAUGUCUUGCAAUCAUCUCGGGACAAACUAGCAAGGUUUGUGAAGGAGACUGUUGCAGAAAGCAGCAUGCCUCCUGGAGGAGUAGCAAAAGUUGAAUGAUUUCUGUGUUUGGAAAUGAUUUUGUCCUAUGGAGAAAUUAGUGAGGUUAUAUAGGAAGGGGGAUAUUCUCUGGCAUGCUAGCUGUUUACCUGUCAGGAUUUCGGUUUCUCGGGAGGACCAUCAUCAUCAUCAUCAUCUUUGUCAGUUAACAUGAUCAUUAAUUGAGAAGUAGCAUGAUCAUUAAUCGAGAAGCCAGUUUGGAUUGAAUUGAACCAUUCCUGCCAGAGGUUGCCUUCAGAGAAUGAGUUAAAAAUUUUUAAGACAUUUCCUGGUUGUAAAAUGGAAGAUUAAUUGUAUGGGAUUCUGUGUCAGAUAUUCGCAGGAGAUAUAUAUACAAGCACAAAGACACAUGAAGCAGUGUUCAUGGCUAUGGGGUUUAAAUGCCAUGCAUCAAAAUGAGUUUGUUUUGCACUUUCUUGAACUUUCAACUGGGAAAUGUAUUCAAAGCAAAUCUUUAAACUGCAUUUUUCUGAACCGAAUAAACUAUUAAACCCCAUUUUCUCUCA
Messenger RNA from Malania oleifera, 1360 nucleotides. RefSeq lists its product as uncharacterized. Bases 183 to 854 code for a protein of 223 amino acids. The record is from RefSeq and is a predicted model, not a curated record. The transcript has 9 exons. NCBI's taxonomy places the organism in Eukaryota, Viridiplantae, Streptophyta, Magnoliopsida, Santalales, Ximeniaceae.